This is a messenger RNA of Tympanuchus pallidicinctus (lesser prairie-chicken), 1222 nucleotides long. It is a transcript of the gene LMO1, whose product is annotated as LIM domain only 1. The transcript has 4 exons. NCBI's taxonomy places the organism in Eukaryota, Metazoa, Chordata, Aves, Galliformes, Phasianidae. The record is from RefSeq and is a predicted model, not a curated record. Gene Ontology annotation, cellular component: nucleus. Gene Ontology annotation, biological process: positive regulation of transcription by RNA polymerase II. Gene Ontology annotation, molecular function: DNA-binding transcription factor binding; transcription coactivator activity. The coding region runs from base 415 to 885 and encodes 156 amino acids.
UCGGGGCCGCGGGCCGGCCUGCCGGGGUGACGGGCGGUGGGGUUCAGCCCCAAGCCAGAGGGAGACGCUUCAUAAAGCUGCGUGCCGGCUCGUUGCGGCGGCCGGGGUUACGGGCCGUCAGAAGCGAUCGCAUUAAAAUAGGUUAUGCGCUGUAAAUUGAGCCGUUGAGGAGGUGAGAGCCGGAGGAACCGCUCCGAUCGUCCUUCUUUCUGAAUUGCAGUUUUAGUUCCUCGCAGUUCUGCGGCGCAGAAGUAGGUGAGCCCGCAGUCGAUCCCUCAGAGCGCUUUACCCCCCGAGCGCCGCUCUGCCGGAGCGCCAUCCGUGUUAAACGCCGGACGGGAGGCUGUCGGAGCCCCGCGCCGCACGAGGACUCUCCCGCUCCGGAGGUCCGCGCUGCCCGAGCGCAGCCCCGCGAUGAUGGUGCUGGAGCAGGACGACGGUGUGCCGAUGUUAUCCGUACAACCCAAGGGGAAGCAGAAGGGCUGUGCUGGCUGCAACCGGAAGAUCAAGGACCGGUACCUGCUGAAGGCCCUGGAUAAAUACUGGCACGAAGACUGCCUGAAGUGCGCCUGCUGCGACUGCCGUCUUGGAGAGGUUGGAUCAACCCUUUACACAAAAGCAAAUCUCAUCCUUUGCCGCAGAGAUUACCUGAGGCUCUUUGGUACCACCGGGAAUUGCGCUGCCUGCAGUAAGCUGAUCCCUGCCUUUGAGAUGGUGAUGAGGGCCAGAGAUAAUGUUUACCAUUUGGACUGCUUCGCCUGUCAGCUCUGCAACCAGCGGUUCUGUGUGGGAGACAAGUUUUUCCUGAAGAACAACAUGAUCUUGUGUCAGAUGGACUAUGAGGAAGGGCAGCUGAACGGGAGCUUCGAGUCCCAGGUUCAAUAGCGAUCCCUGCUUCGCUGGAGCACUGUGGAUGGGCGCCGGGCCGCGCCAGCAGCCAGCCGUCUGUCAGCUUGCCUGCAAUAUUUUUUUAAUUCUGGUCCAGAGAGGACUAUAUACAUUGUAGUACUUUCCCCCCACCCCCAACACAAAGCAGUUACAAUUUUAGAUGUACAGUUGUGCCUGCUUAGCUGAGCACUGCAUUGCCUGUAUGUUUGUGAGUUUCCGGGGUCUGGGGGAGGGCUCUGUACAGUCUGUUUUCUGUAUAUAAACUGGAACAUUUAUUUUAUGAAAAAUGUAAUGCAAUUUUAUUACUGGUGUGAAUUAAAAAUUAUGAAUGUUU